This is a messenger RNA of Nematostella vectensis (starlet sea anemone), 3001 nucleotides long. Its product is annotated as tetratricopeptide repeat protein 28-like. Bases 1061 to 2254 code for a protein of 397 amino acids. The record is from RefSeq and is a predicted model, not a curated record. Gene Ontology annotation, molecular function: protein binding. The transcript has 6 exons. NCBI's taxonomy places the organism in Eukaryota, Metazoa, Cnidaria, Anthozoa, Actiniaria, Edwardsiidae.
AGUACUUUCUCAGUUAAAUUUCGUAGACAACACUAAGCGAGCCAUGCUAAUUCGCUCCUGUUUCACCGUCUUCCCUUCCUACCCACCCGCCAAAUAGCUUAGAUUAAACACAUAGUUGUGUAGAUACUAUAGUUUGAUACAUAUAGGGAGUUUUUGAGGGAAGAAAAAUCUACCGCUCAUUUAGUAUUUUCAAGAUGUUCGCAAGCUUUCGUGUACGAUAAAAUAGGAACUCAGCCAGCGAUCGAGUACGAUAAUAUUGAAAGCAUCCUUUAGUGGGAUUAAAAUGCUUGAAACUAUAGCCUGAAUUCACAUUGGAAAGAUUCGGAAUAAUGAAACAAAAUAAGCAUCACGCUCACGCGAUGUGAGACUUCGCCUGGUUUUAAAAGACGAUCGUGUACGAUUUUUAUGGACUCACACCGUGAUCGAGUGCGAUCAUGUGGAAACCGUCCUUUAUUACGAUAUAAAAAUUAUCGAGAUUAUAACCUACACCCAGCAGAAAGCUAUGGAAUAAUGAACUAAAACAAAAUAAAAGCCCUAAUAGCUUGUUUAUAAAUAAUAGAGUUAUCUUUAUGUGCUAACCUGUUAUUUGAGAGCAUAAAAAUACAGGGGUCAUCUAGUAUUUUCAAUCUAGUCGCCAUUCUUUUCAUGUACCUUUGCAAAUGCAAAAACAUGGCACACUAAACGAACCAAUCGAUUGUCUGAUCUUCACUUGAAUGCAUUAACCACAUGACGUACUCUAAUGCUUCUGCAUACUAAUAAGGGUAAUCCCCGCCGAUCUGACUUUCACUUUCGCUAGUAGAAUUUCCUGUUUGGGUGUUUAGCGGGGCUCACAUUCACUGGCUUUUGGACUUAUAGAACCUGCGUGUUACGUCUACCAUCGCUUAAAUUGUCAAUAGCAAGCUUCUUCAUCGCUUUAUUGACAGUUAGCGUCAAUAACCAGCACAAGAACCUUCCCAAAGCUGUCUUCAUCUGCUCGACUUGUGCAAAGAUAUAUACAGCACUUCUUUGUCCUUCUUUUUGCCCCCGGUAGUUGAUUUUAGUGGGUUGAUGAAACAGAAAGAUGUCUGAGGGCAAGCCGUUUUCUGACUGGGGCGUGGCCGAGUGGGACGCCAUUCGCAGGGUGUGGUCCAACCUUCCCGACAUAUUCGGUUUCCUGAUUAUGUGGGGGAUGACCAUGAGCACGCUGACACCAGACCAGCAGAUUCAUUUACUGAAAGUAUGUUACGAUAUUUCGUACUUGCUCGGGGACAGCAAGAUGAUGAUAGUUGUGUAUGGUGCUGCGGUUGGCGUAUUUGACAAGAUGAGACAGUAUGACAAAGCAAUGUUGUGUUAUAUUACGGCGCAAGGGAUACCGGAAAACAUUGGUGACGUGAGUGGUCAAGCUACUGUAUACCUCGGUAUGGGUGAAGUCCACAGCUCUCAGGGCAAGUACGAGGACGCAAUGAAUAACUACCAACACGCACUUAGUCUAUUUCAAAAGACAGGUGACGAGAGUGGUCAAGCUAAUGCAUACCUUGGUAUGGGUAAUGUGCACAAAGACCAGGGCAAGUACGAGGACGCAAUGAAUAACUACCAACACGCACUUAGUCUAUUUCAAAAGACAAGUGACGAGAGUGGUCAAGCUGAAGCAUACCAUAGUAUGGGUAAUGUGCACAGGUCUCAGGGCAAGUACGAGGACGCAAUGAAUAACUACCAACACGCACUUAGUCUAUUUCAAAAGACAGGUGACGAGAGUGGUCAAGCUAAAGCAUACCAUGGUAUGGGUAAUGUGCACUGGUCUCAGGGCAAGUACGAGGACGCAAUGAAUAACUGCCAACACGCACUUAGUCUAUUUCAAAAGACAGGUGACGAGAGUGGUCAAGCUAAAGCAUACCAUGGUAUGGGUUAUGUGUACAAAGACCAGGGCAAGUACGAGGACGCAAUGAAUAACUACCAACACGCACUUAGUCUAUUUCAAAAGACAGGUGACGAGAGUGGUCAAGCUAAAGCAUACCAUGGUAUGGGUAAUGUGCACUGGUCUCAGGGCAAGUACGAGGACGCAAUGAAUAACUGCCAACACGCACUUAGUCUAUUUCAAAAGACAGGUGACGAGAGUGGUCAAGCUAAUGCAUACCACGGUAUGGGUAAUGUGCACAGGUCUCAGGGCAAGUACGAGGACGCAAUGAAUAACUACCAACCCGAACUUAGUCUAUUUCAAAAGACAUGUGACGUGAGUGGUCAAGCUAAAGCAUACCAUGGUAUGAGUAAUGUGUAGAAAGACCAGGGCAAGUACGAGGACGCAAUGAUUAACUACAAACACGCACUUAGUCUAUUUCAAAAGACAGGUGACCAGAGUGGUCAAGCUAAUGCAUACCACGGUAUGGGUAAUGUGCACAGGUCUCAGGGCAAGUACGAGGACGCAAUGAAUAACUACCAACACGAACUUAGUCGAUUUCAAAAAGACAGGUGACGUGAGUGGUCAAGCUAAAGCAUACCAUGGUAUGAGUAAUGUGUAGAAAGACCAGGGCAAGUACGAGGACGCAAUGAUUAACUACAAACACGCACUUAGUCUAUUUCAAAAGACAGGUGACCAGAGUGGUCAAGCUAAUGCAUACCACGGUAUGGGUAAUGUGUACAGGUCUCAGGGCAAGUACGAGGACGCAAUGAAUAACUACCAACACGAACUUAGUCUAUUUCAAAAAGACAGGUGACGUGAGUGGUCAAGCUAAAGCAUACCAUGGUAUGGGUAAUGUGCACUGGUUUCAGGGCAAGUACGAGGACGCAAUAAAUAACUACCAACCCGAACUUAGUCUAUUUCAAAAGACAGGUGACGUGAGUGGUCAAGCUAAUGCAUACCUUGGUAUGGGUAAUGUGUACAAAGACCAGGGCAAGUACGAGGACGCAAUGAAUAACUACCAGCACACACUUAGUCUAUUUCAAAAGACAAGUGACGAGAGUGGUCAAGCUAAUGCAUACCUUGGUAUGGGUAAUGUGUACAAAGACCAGGGCAAGUACGAGGACG